Messenger RNA from Exaiptasia diaphana, 1781 nucleotides. RefSeq names its product leucine-rich repeat-containing protein 71. NCBI's taxonomy places the organism in Eukaryota, Metazoa, Cnidaria, Anthozoa, Actiniaria, Aiptasiidae. The record is from RefSeq and is a predicted model, not a curated record. The coding region runs from base 92 to 1714 and encodes 540 amino acids. The transcript is spliced from 18 exons. Gene Ontology annotation, molecular function: protein binding.
CAGAAAAGAGAGGGUCUUCAGCAGAUAAACACAGUGGCGACAAAACUCCCGUUGAACCGCCGAAAAAUGCUGAUGAACCCGAAGCUCUUGAAUGUUUGCCACUCUGAAAUCAGUGUCCAAGAUGAAGAAAGCAAUCAAAAAAAGUGAUCGGYCUGAAUCACGAAGUUCUGCAAGUCCAGUAGUAGUGAUUGAAACUUCUGAGUUAUUUAUUCAAGGUCCUCUGAUGAUAUUUGGAGAGCCAUACACUCCAACUGGAAACUUUGAAACAGACUUUUGUGAACUUUGUAUACGUGCUGGAUUUCCCACAAUGCAGGUAGUACCACGUCCACAGCGCCCACCAUUAGCUACACCUAUUGACAAUACUACAUCUACAGGAAAGAGUGAUAAGAAUAGCAAUAAAGAUGAACCCAUCAAACAAGAUGAUGUAACGUCUCCAGGGGAAGAAGAAGAACCUUUGAUAGCAACAUAUGUCAUUAAGGAAAAAUACAGUUAUUUCCAGCCCAGGGUUGAAGUGGAACUGGAUGAUGAGGGCAACAAGGGAAAUGUAAAAGAGAUUUACGUUAGAGGUUGGAAAAUUGAUGACCGUAUAUUAGAGAUUUUUACUGUAACACUACCACCUUUAGACAAGCUAACAAAAAUUGAUUUGUGGAACAAUGCUCUUACAGACAGCAGUAUAACCACAUUGGCUAGUUCUAUACAAAACCUGCCCAAUUUGAGAACACUUUGUCUUGACAAUAAUCCCCUGACUUUGCAGAGAUAUGGAGUAUUUCUGGGAGAAGAGAGCACUAUCCAGAAUCUGUCUCUUCGCAACUGCUACAUUAAUGACAUGGGAGCUAAAAUGAUUGGCAAUGCCUUGACUACCAACAAAUCACUUGUGAGUCUGAACUUGUGUUUCAAUAAAUUAACUUGUGAAGGAGCAGGAAACCUUGUUAAGGGAUUACGCAUGAAUAGGACUUUGCUCUCUUUAAAUCUUGGAAGCAAUCUUAUUUCUGAUGUAGGAGCAUCCAAAAUAGCUGAGGUUAUCUCCAGCUUCUCUUUAACCCACGAAGAAAUCAUUGCAAGAAGGCUUCUAAUAUCAAAGAAAUCACCAGAUGAUGCAGCAAGCCCCUCAAGAAGCUUGAAUGCCCCUGCAGGGGGUUCUAAAGAAAGGCCAGCUAGUGUAAGAAGUGGUGGUCAUCUAAGUAAAGAAGAACGGAAAAGUAGAGGGGAAAAGGACAGACCUAAGAAAAAGGAGGGAAAGAAGCAAGACGAUAAGGCUAAAAAGACGACGUCAAUAGAGUCAGUUAAGGUACCAGCUAAAGGAAAGAAAUCUGCCGCUACGAAAGGUGAUAAGAAAGGUGUCCAGCAGCAGGAACAGGAGCAACCAGAGAUAGUCGAGUUUACCAACCCUUUACUUGAAAUGCCGCUUAAAGAAGAAGGUGGAGACAUUAUAAUCCCAGGAAACAGAGCUCUUAUUAAUAUAAACUUAUCAAGGAAUAAGAUCGGAGAAACUGGAGUAGAAGCUUUCCUUAUUGCCAUCCAACGACAGAUCGAACUUGUAUCAAUGUUGAAUAAACCAACUGGUGUAAUGACACUAACAUUAUCGAGAAACUCAUUUUCACCCARUAACGGUUCUUAUCAGCGUCUAAUGGAAAUCAUGCAAACUCGUGAUCCUAAUUACAAGCCACCAGAGCAAAUCGAUGACACUAUUACUACUAUUAAGGAGGAUCCUUGAUGUACAAAGACGGUCAAGUACAGAAUUGUAAAUAUUGUAAAAUACAAUAAAUAGUGUGAAUCACGAA